AUGCCGUUCCCAGAGCUAUUUCAGCUUCCAUAUGAUCGCGUGUCACCAAAGGAUAAAGAUAGUUUUGCCUAUACGACAUUGGUAAAGCGAUGGCCUGUCGUUCUCACCAACGUGGUGUCAGCUGUCGCAAAUGCCAAUCACGAAUUAUCAAUGAAACCCACCAGUACAAGUGAAGCUAAACUUACAGAAGGAAAGAAGAUUAUCAGUCAAAUCAGUCAAAUGAAAUAUGAUAUGGGCCACAAUGCAGCUUUGACACCUAUAUCAACUGAUGGUGACAUCAAUCAAGGUUGUUAUAACGAUGAAUUGAACACAUAUCCAGAUGAAGAUAGAAGAUGGAGCACUAUGAAUUGGCUCUUCGCUGAAUGUUAUGUAUACCGUCGUCUUCGAAGCUAUUUCGCCUCAACGGUUCAUUGGAAAGAGUAUGAUCCAUUCUUUGAGCAAAAAGCUGAAACAUAUAAAUCGAGCUCAACAGCUAUCGUUCACCUCGCAAAAGCAAUAAAUCAGGCUGUAGAGGAAAAAGAGGACUUUGACAAAGAUUACGAGAAACCUGGUUCCGCUCUGGAGAUUGCGUUCUUGGAAAUGGUACAAGCUGAUCUAUGGGGAAACGCUACCGAUCUCUCUCUGCUUAUAGACCUCAAAUUUGAAGAUCUACAAAAGCUACAGGCUGUAGGAUCAGCAGCUCAAGCUGAACAGGCAAAGUUCAUUUUGAGGAAUGACUUGAGCAAAACAUGGGAUCACCUGAAGACUGUUAAGAAUGCAAGAGUUGACUUUAUUCUGGACAAUGCCAUCGGAUUCACAGCUGGAUUUGAGCUUUUCACGGAUCUCAUUUUAGCAGAUUUCUUGGUUUCUUGCACACCUUUUGUAGAUCAAGUGAUAUUCCACCCCAAAGCGAUCCCUUGGUUCGUCUCAGAUGUCCUCCCAUACGACUUCUCUUGGGCAAUCGAAUCCCUUCUUGAUACAUCAUUCUUUGCAUCUCACGCGUCCACCCCUCUUUCAUCGGAAGAUUUAGAUGGAUUGAAAACUUUAGCAACAAGAUGGAAAACUCAUUUAUCGACUGGCAAAUUCAAAUUAUCGGUGCCGGAAGAUACGAAACUUGGAAAAGCCACGGCGUUAGGUAGAUUCUGGACUACUCAAUAUGCUUUCCAAGAUUUACCACAAAUAGCACCUGGUACUUUGGCUGAAUUGAGGAAAUCCGAUUUAGUGAUUUUCAAAGGUGAUCUGAAUUACAGAAAAUUGGUAGGAGAUGCUUGGUGGCCUACGACUACCCCUUUCGAAACUGCUCUUGGGCCCCUGGCAGGAAAAAUAACUUUAUUGAGUUUACGAACCAAUAAGGCAGAUACUAUCGUUGGAUUAGAGGAAGGUGUAGAAGAGAGAUUAAAUAAAGAAGCCCCCGACUGGAGAGUAUCAGGAAAAUACGCCGUGGUAUCCUUUUCCAAGAAACGAUGA
Kwoniella shivajii is the source of this 1446-nucleotide messenger RNA. RefSeq lists its product as uncharacterized. Bases 1 to 1446 code for a protein of 481 amino acids. The transcript is spliced from 16 exons. Gene Ontology annotation, cellular component: nucleus. Gene Ontology annotation, biological process: DNA damage response. Gene Ontology annotation, molecular function: phosphatase activity. The record is from RefSeq and is a predicted model, not a curated record. NCBI's taxonomy places the organism in Eukaryota, Fungi, Basidiomycota, Tremellomycetes, Tremellales, Cryptococcaceae.